Diospyros lotus (date-plum) is the source of this 1684-nucleotide messenger RNA. Its product is annotated as UDP-glycosyltransferase 90A1-like. The record is from RefSeq and is a predicted model, not a curated record. The coding region runs from base 76 to 1509 and encodes 477 amino acids. The transcript has a single exon. Gene Ontology annotation, molecular function: UDP-glycosyltransferase activity. NCBI's taxonomy places the organism in Eukaryota, Viridiplantae, Streptophyta, Magnoliopsida, Ericales, Ebenaceae.
AUUUAUAUAUGGACACCGAGUGAUCCGGAGAGAAAGAUCAAUCGAUCAGAGAGAGAUAGCUAGCUAGAGAGAGAAAUGGAUUCUUCGGCUUGUGCUUUCCCGGAAACCCAUGUGGUUCUGUUCCCCUUCAUGUCCAAAGGCCACACCGUCCCUAUUCUCGACCUAGCCCGGCUGCUCAUCGGCCGCUGCCGGGGCACCGCCGUCACCAUUUUCACCACCCCGGCUAAUCGUGCUUUCAUAUCUGAUUCGCUUUCGGACGUCGUCACCGCCCCCUCCGUCGUGGAGCUUCCGUUCCCCAGCCACAUCGCCGGAGUGCCCGCAGGAGUUGAGAGCACUGACAAACUCCCGUCCAUGUCCCACUUCCUCCCGUUCGUCACUGCCACGAAACUCAUGCGCCCCAGCUUCGAAGAAGCACUGGGAAGGCUCAACAACGUUAGCUUCAUCGUCUCCGACUUGUUCCUGGGCUGGACCGUGGAAUCAGCGUCGAAGCUUGGAAUUCCGCGGCUCGUCUUCGAUGGCAUGAGCAACUACGCCCGGACCGUGUGCCAGGUCGUCGGCGAGAACAGUCUACUAGCGGGACCCCAAUCAAAUGACGAGUUGUUUACGGUGACCUAUUUCCCAUGGAUCAGGCUCACCCGAAACGACUUUGACGAGCCCUUCAAUUUGCCCGACCCAACGGGUCCUCACUUGGACUUCAUCAUAGAGCAGAUUAUUGCAAAUUCAAGAAGCUACUGUCAUAUCGCGAACAGCUUCUACGAGCUCGAGCCACUAUACGUGGAUUACUGGAACCGGCACUGCGAACCCAAAGUCUGGUGUAUCGGACCCUGGUGCUUGGUAGAGCCCCAAAGGCUCGGCCUCGAGGCCCAAUCGAAGAAGCCCAAGUGGCUGCAGUGGCUUGACCAGAAAGCAGCCAGUGGAAAAUCAGUUCUUUAUGUAGCUUUCGGGACUCAAGCGGAGAUAUCUUCCCAGCAGCUACGUGAGAUAGCAAUUGGGUUGGAGAAAUCGGAGGCGAACUUCUUGUGGGUGGUGAGGAAAGGCGGGUCCGGGUCGGACGUUGAGGACGGGUUCGAAGAGAGGGUGAAGGAGAGAGGAAUGGUGGUGAGAGAAUGGGUGGAUCAGAGGAAGGUACUGAGUCACGACAGCGUGAAAGGGUUUCUGAGUCACUGCGGGUGGAACUCGGUGGUGGAGAGCAUAUGCGCGAAGGUGCCCGUGCUGGCAUGGCCGAUGAUGGCGGAGCAGCACCUGAACGCGCGGAUGGUGACGGAGGACAUCAGGGUGGGGCUGAGAAUGGAAACAGCGGAUGGGUCCGCAAGGGGGUUUGUGAAAUGGGAAGCGGUGGAGAAGAUGGUGAGGGAGUUGAUGGAGGGUGAAGGCGGGAAGGAGGUGAGGAGGAACGCGGAGGCCCUUGGGGGCGCUGCGGCGGAGGCCAUGGCGGAGGGCGGCUCGUCAUGGGAGGCUUGGGACCGGCUCUUUGAUGAGAUCGGAGCUGCAAGAGCGGACUCUUGUUGAUUCUUUGAGGCUCCAGCAAUAAAUAAAUAAAUAGUCUAGACACUGCAAGACUGUUAGAUAACAUGGGGCUUAUAAUUAGCAUUUGCCAACUAGUGCAGCCAAACAAACCUCGUAAUGUAAUUAAAUAUAUUCUAAUAACAGGUUUACCUGGUGUUUUACUACCAGUGGACAAGUA